GAUGAGAAAAAUAGUAAAGAGAGAAAAAGGGCGAGACAUAAAACCCUAAAAACCCUAAUUUUCCCUUUUGGAACCCUAAUUUUUCAUCGGCAAUCGAGAGUUUUUCGAGCGUUCGUUCCUAAUCCUCCAUUCGAGGCGCUGUUUUCCCUUCGAUUCGAGGUGAAUCUUUGCUGUUUUCCGCCAUUAGAGAUCCAUUGAGGAAGCGGAGAUGGAGAGCGGAGCGGGGGCGUACAACCCGCGGACGGCGGAGGAAGUCUUCCGGGAUUUUAGGGGCCGACGAGCUGGCAUGAUUAAGGCCCUCACUACUGAUGUGGAGAAGUUCUACAAGCAAUGCGAUCCUGAAAAGGAGAAUUUAUGCUUGUAUGGACUGCCUGAUGAGACAUGGGAAGUUACUUUGCCUGCGGAAGAAGUGCCUCCUGAACUCCCUGAGCCAGCGUUGGGCAUUAAUUUUGCCAGAGAUGGGAUGGAAGAAAAGGAUUGGCUGGCACUGGUUGCAGUUCACAGUGAUGCGUGGUUGUUGGCUGUUGCAUUUUAUUUUGGAGCACGUUUUGGAUUUGAUAAGGAUGCCAGGAGGCGACUCUUUCAAAUGAUCAACAAUCUCCCCACCAUAUUUGAGGUUGUGACUGGAAGUGUGAAGAAGCAAUCAAAAGAGAAAACUCCCAGUAGCAAGAGCAACAAGCCAAUCUCAAAGACGCCUCAGCACCAGGACUCUCAAACCAAGCCCUCGAAGGCACCUCCACCAAAGGAUGAAGAAGACAGUGGAGAAGAGGAUGAUGAGGAAGAGGAUGACGAGGAGCAUGGUAACACUCUGUGUGGGGCCUGUGGUGACAACUAUGCAAAUGACGAAUUCUGGAUCUGCUGUGACAUGUGUGAGAAAUGGUUCCAUGGCAAGUGUGUAAAGAUCACCCCCGCCCGAGCUGAACAUAUUAAGCAGUACAAGUGCCCUGCCUGCAGUAACAACAAGAGAGCUAGAGCAUGAUUCAAGCAGUAGUCAUCUAGGUUGAUUAUAUUAGAAACUGCCUACAUAAACAUCUUUGUUGGACCAUUUUCAAUGCAGAUAUGGAACUUUAUCUGUAUGGAAAUCAGGAUCUAUGUUUCCAGACUUGUCCGUCUUCCAUGUUUCCUUUUAAUUUUCAUUCAUGUUUAUUGUUCUCUUCAGGGCUGAAACACUGCUUUUGUCAUGGAUAACUGUCUUCAUUGUCCAAAAGUGUGAUGCUUGUUAGCCUGCUAUUUUGUUGAUAUACCUUCAAAUCUUUGUCUCA
Molecule: messenger RNA, 1262 nt
Organism: Dioscorea cayenensis subsp. rotundata (Guinea yam)
Lineage: Eukaryota; Viridiplantae; Streptophyta; Magnoliopsida; Dioscoreales; Dioscoreaceae
Product: PHD finger protein ALFIN-LIKE 8-like
Exons: 5
Coding region: 209-979 (256 amino acids)
Biological process (GO): regulation of DNA-templated transcription
Cellular component (GO): nucleus
Molecular function (GO): transcription cis-regulatory region binding; transcription coregulator activity; histone binding
Source: RefSeq, a predicted model, not a curated record